UCUGGAUACCGAGGACGAAUGGAUGGCGAAGAGACUGGUCGAACCAGCGAUCUAGAAGCCUUUGAAGCCAGAAGUGCGGAAUUGUUCACGUCUGAGCUUUCAGACGAGUGUACAGUGCAAGUGACGUCACAGGAAAAAGGCUUUACAGAUGUAUCCGCACUGACCAGUGAUGAACAUGAACAGCAUGACAGUCACCUGUACGACGAGCCUGAUGGGUGGAGGCGUGGCGAUAGAAAGGGUGACGCAGAGAAAGCAGCUCUCAAGAUUCUUGGAUAUGAUGUAGAGAGAAUUCCAGUCAACGCCAGAGGUGCAGUUUCAAAGACUUUGUAAUAGCAAUCAAGAGUUUCUAAGUCUUACAGAAAUAUAGAGCAACGUUACCAUUGCUGUUGUUGUUGCUGCUGUUGUUGUUUUCAACUCAAUUUCCAGGUCUCAAAACGUGGGCAACAACAGAUUUUACAUUGUCUAUAUUCUUGUUUAUUUACAAGGGGUGCUAUUGUUCCUGGUCUGGACUACUUUAGCAUUUGGGCACUAGGCCGUGAUGGUAUUCCACCGGUAUUGAAACACAGCAAAUCAAACAAGACCAGGUACUUAAUGAAAAUGAUUCAACGACACGUUGAGUCAAGUCUCAAUACCCGGAAGAGAGAAUAUGAACAUUUUACUGGUCAGCCAUACAGUUCAGUGUCGCCACCACAGUACAUAGCAAACUCUAGACAGUCGGGUCAUUGGAAAAUGAUAAAGUGCUUAGAAGAAUUUCUUAGUUAUUGUAAUCGAUUGUAAUCUUAAUGGUUUACAUCUUUUCUUAUUGUCAUCACAGUACAGUACCAUUUAUGUUUUUCAAGACUUUAGCUACUAGUAUAACUAAUUUACUAUCUAGGUAAUAGUGAUUUUGGGUAUGUAGAUAUUUUUAUAGAAUACUUGCAAUUGGAUUAGAAGCAGCUAAUGCACAAAGAUCUAGUGAGUACAAGAG
This is a messenger RNA of Corticium candelabrum, 967 nucleotides long. RefSeq lists its product as uncharacterized. The transcript has 4 exons. Lineage: Eukaryota; Metazoa; Porifera; Homoscleromorpha; Homosclerophorida; Plakinidae. The record is from RefSeq and is a predicted model, not a curated record. Bases 19 to 330 code for a protein of 103 amino acids.